AUGAGUUUCGACGCAGACAGAAGUACCGACGCACGAAAAGCCAGACUUAAAAUGAUGAGAGGAACUGGAUCCCUGACCGUACUUCGGCAGAACAACACUCGAAAGCUGGUCAGCAGUAGCAGCAGUCGCACUUCAAGUACUGUAAGUGUGGACAGUGAUUCUUAUGCAAGUGCAGAACUGGGUCUUGAGAAGAUGCCUGCUGCAGAUGCUCCCGAUGCUUCACAUUUCUGCUCCAUGAGGAUUCGGCAAAUAUAUGACCGAGUAUAUAAAGAUGAUAUUCUUAAGGAAGAUUUAUUGAAAAAUCUUGCUUAUGCAGCUGAUGUCUUACAGGCAGUGUACAUAGAUGAAACAAAAUCAUCGGAGAGCUGCGCAAAUGUGGAUCCUACCUGCUCCUCGCAAGAUAGCGCUUUACUGUCAUCAGCUUCUGCCACCCCACGCCAGUCUGGCUUAUCUCCAAGCUCCCGUUCUUCCACAAAAAAGACAACCUGGAAACAUCCUGUCGAUAACAGAAGCUUUAAGAGGCAUAACCGGCGACCUCAAAAUCUGGACAUAUAUGAGGACAGCCCUAGACAUCAGAGGAAUGGAACAAGGCUGUGUGAUGAGGAUGAUGAGCUGAGCGAAGUAGAGCCUGAUGCAGUACCAACAGAAGUACGUGAUUGGUUGGCACUGACCUUCACCAGAUCAAUGAACAAUAUAAAGCGGAAAGGAGAAGAUAAACCAAGAUUCAGGAGCGUUGCAAAUGUUAUACGAGCUGGGAUUAUGGUAGAUAGAAUCUACCGGCGAAUGUCAAGUUCAGUUGGCUUGCAAAUUCCUCAGAAUGUACUCACGGUAUUAAAGAACCUUGAUGACUGGUCUUUUGAUGUUUUUGCAACAAAUGAAGAUGGCCAUGCAUUAAAAUACGUUGGCUAUGAAUUACUCCAGAAAUAUGAUUUGCUCACAAAAUUUAAGAUAAACACAUCAGCAUUAGAUGCUUUCCUUCUAUCAAUGGAGGCCGGUUAUUCAAAGUAUAAAAACCCUUAUCAUAAUUUGCUUCAUGCAGCAGAUGUGGCACAGACAGUUCAUUACAUCUUAUCAAGUAGUAAAUUAUCGAACUGGCUGACAGACUUGGAGAUUUUUGCCACAAUUGUAGCUGCCUUGGUUCAUGAUUAUGAGCACACUGGAACGACGAAUAAUUUUCACAUCAACACAGGGUCAGAAGUUGCCCUGUUAUAUAAUGAUAAAGCUGUUUUAGAAAACCACCAUGUAAGUGCAGCAUUCAAACUACUGAAGGUAGAUGAAUACAAUAUCCUCACUGGACUUAGUAAAGAAGAAUACAGAGAGUUCCGUAGCCUGCUGAUUGACAUGGUUUUAGCCACAGAUAUGUCCUACCAUUUCCAGCAAAUAAAAAACAUGAAAAGCAUGCUCAGUAUGCCUGAAAGCAUUGAAAAGUCAAAAGCUUUGUCACUUGUCUUGCAUUGUGCAGACAUUAGUCACCCUGCAAAAGAAUGGAGUAUGCAUAAAAGAUGGACAGAUUUGCUUCUUGAAGAAUUCUUCAGACAGGGAGACAGAGAACAGGAAUUAGGUCUGCCAUUUUCCCCACUUUGUGAUCGAAAAAAUACGUUAGUUGCAGAAUCUCAAAUUGGUUUUAUUGAGUUUAUUGUUGACCCCAGCUUUACUGUUAUGGGUGAUGUGUUACAAAAGAUUUUAGCCCCAGUAUUCCAGACACAGUAUCCAGCAGCUUCAUCGAAAGUAGAAGAAGUGAUAUCAGAAGAGGUAUUUGAAAAGACAGACAAUGGAAACAGUGCUUUAUCAAGCACUAGUAGCAGUAGCCGUCCUACCACCCCACGAUCCGGUGGUUAUGAACUAAAAAGACCUUGGAAACCUAUUUUGGAAGAAAAUAAAUUAAAGUGGAUUGAAAUUGCUGCACAAGAUGCAGCUGAAAGAGCACGCAAAGCCUCAUCUCAAGCCAGCAACACAUCCGAUGGCAUUGAUCAUUUGGAUGUGGACAGCAGGACUGAAGAUAUCUCUGAGGGGAAUAGUAUAUACAAAACCCCACCAGAGAGUGGGACAGUACUACGAAAGGACAGUGAUUCACAAAAAAGUGAAGCUGCAGCAACGCAAGAUGGAGAUACUUGCUGA
Acanthosepion pharaonis is the source of this 2118-nucleotide messenger RNA. NCBI's taxonomy places the organism in Eukaryota, Metazoa, Mollusca, Cephalopoda, Sepiida, Sepiidae. The record is from the annotation of a GenBank genome assembly.